Molecule: messenger RNA, 582 nt
Organism: Phragmites australis (common reed)
Lineage: Eukaryota; Viridiplantae; Streptophyta; Magnoliopsida; Poales; Poaceae
Product: protein argonaute MEL1-like
Exons: 2
Coding region: 1-582 (193 amino acids)
Source: RefSeq, a predicted model, not a curated record
AUGGCCUACCGAGGCGGUGGCCGGGGAGGCCGCGGCGACCGUGGCGAUCCGCGCCCUCCGUACGGCCAAGGGCGAGGGCCCGGGGGAGCCGGAGGCGCCGCCCCGUACCGCGGAGGCGGAGGAAGCCGGCCCAGUGGCUUCGUGUGGCCGCCGCCGGCGUCCACGCCGCGUCCGGUGCCGCAGCAGUACCAGGCCGCGCCGAUGGGCUACCGCGUGCCCAUGGCGCUGCCGCACCAGGUCGCGUACCCACCGGCGGUCGUCUACCGGGCGCCAGCAACGCCUCAGGUCGUCUUCGCGCCUCCGCCCGCGCCUGUGACAGUCACCAUCCGGGCGCCUCCGCCCUCGCGGAGGCCGGCUCCGUCAUCGGCUCCGGCUCCACACCAGCUGGGGCAGGGCCCCUCUCGGGAGUCCGCUCAGGCCCGUGACUCCUCGGCGCCGUCAUCGGCUGCCCUGGCCAAGGAGGUUGAGAAGAAGCUGUUCGUGUCCGAGACCGCGCUGGCGCCGCCCGCGGCAGCCGCGGCCGCGAAAGUGGCGGCCUCGCAGGAGGGGACGGCUUCUGCUGCUGCUGCGGAGGCCGAGUGA